Penicillium verhagenii is the source of this 2268-nucleotide messenger RNA. RefSeq names its product SUV3 family DEAD/DEAH box RNA helicase. Gene Ontology annotation, biological process: mitochondrial RNA 3'-end processing; RNA catabolic process. Gene Ontology annotation, molecular function: ATP binding; hydrolase activity, acting on acid anhydrides; RNA helicase activity. Lineage: Eukaryota; Fungi; Ascomycota; Eurotiomycetes; Eurotiales; Aspergillaceae. Bases 1 to 2268 code for a protein of 755 amino acids. The transcript has 2 exons. The record is from RefSeq and is a predicted model, not a curated record. Gene Ontology annotation, cellular component: mitochondrial degradosome.
AUGCAGCCAUGGACCGGCAGAGGCAGCCGUUCGCUCCUUUGCGCCUUUCGCUCGCUCUCUAGACCUACCGAGCGACAUUUCACGACAAGUUCUUCCCUACAAAGAACGACCAAAUCCGUCUUAAAAGCGAAGCUCAAGCAACAAGCUGAGGCUUUAGCCAACAGGAAUGGCAAGAAUGGCAAAGCAAACUCGAACACUUCUCGACAGGAUAUUACCCGUGAACGCGAUUUCCAGACCGUGGUGGAAACUGCAUUGCGCGACAUUGACAAAAAGCUUCGUACAACAGGUCAAUCGUUGGAAGGAUGGGUACGGUUCGAGCGCCGGGUGCUGAAUGCUUGCCGUCUGGACGAUAGGGUAGCAGCAUCAGGGAAAUGGACUCCGUUACUGGAGCUCAAGGGCGUUCUGCGAAAGACAUAUCUCUCCAAAGGAAUCCAAGGAAUACGGGACGAAGUGGAAUACAUGCUGUUUGCUGAAGAUGUUACGGCCAAGUACUCGACUUCCAAUGUCGAAGCGCAACGGAAAGUGGUUGACCUUCGCUUCCCCGCGGAAUGGUAUCCCAAUGCACGAUCAAUCCAACGCACAAUCCAUUUACAUGUUGGCCCCACAAACUCGGGCAAAACAUACCACGCGCUGCAGCGGUUGAAGCAAGCCAAGGCUGGCUUUUACGCUGGGCCAUUAAGACUGCUUGCACAGGAGGUAUAUCAUCGCUUCAAAGGCGAGGGUAUACCGUGCAGUCUAGUCACAGGAGACGAAGUUCAAACACCCGAGGAUGGCAAGUCACCUCGGGUAGUGAGCAAUACGGUGGAGAUGGUUAGCUUGGGACAAGCCUUCGACGUUGGAGUAAUUGAUGAAAUUCAAAUGAUUGCAGAUUCCAAUCGAGGAUGGGCCUGGACUCGAGCUGUGCUUGGGUGUCAGGCUUCAGAACUUCAUCUUUGCGGUGAGACACGUACGGUUCCGUUAAUCCGUGAAUUGUGUGCUCUCACUGGAGACAUUCUGGAGAUUCAUAAUUAUGAGAGGCUCAACGCUCUGGAAGUGAUGCCUAAAAGUCUCGGCGGUAAUUUGAAGAAACUCGAAAAGGGAGAUUGUCUGGUUGUUUUUUCUCGAGUUGGAAUCCACGCCUUGAAGGCAGACAUUGAAAAAAUUACUGGACGACGAGCUGCCAUGGUCUAUGGCGGUCUCCCGGCUGGAAUUCGAACCCAGCAGGCGGCACUUUUCAAUGAUCCAGACAACGACUAUGACUUUUUAGUGGCAAGUGAUGCGAUUGGUAUGGGGUUGAAUUUGAGCUGCAAACGUGUCAUUUUUGAGACUCUGAUUAAAAGAACACCUGCGGGAUAUGUCCGAUUAACGGUACCUGAAAUCAAACAGAUUGGCGGACGUGCUGGUCGAUACCGCCCCGCCGGUGCCACCGAUGGUAGUCAAGAUGGAGCCAACAUUGGUCUGGUUACAUGUCUUGAAGACGUCGAUCUCCCCUACAUCAAAGAAGCCAUGCAAACCGAGCCCCCGCCUCUAAGGGCCGCUGGAAUUUUCCCGCCAGGAUUUUCUAUUGAGAAAUUCGCGUCUUACUUCCCCAGAAGCGUUCCCUUCGAGUACCUCAUCAAGCGAAUGAUCGAACUUGCCCAGAUGAGCCGCCUUUUCUUCAUGUGCGACUCGAAAAGCCAAGUGGGUGCCUGCCAGCUCAUUGAUUCCGUGAAUGGAUUGGGGAUUGUGGACCAGCUAUUCCUCAUGGCCGCGCCUUUGGAGACCAGAAACCCGUAUAUGCGUGAUAUUAACUUGGCAUUUGUCGAAUGCAUCGCCAGCCAUACUCAAGGCAAGUUACUGGAUAUCCCUCAUCUCAACCUGGAAAUCCUAGAAAGACCUGUGUCUGGAAAUAAGGAGUACAUGUAUGAGUUGGAGGCGCUUCACAAGGCUAUUAUCCUUUAUUCGUGGCUGAGCUUCCGGUUCGGAGGUGUGUUUACGGAUCGCACUCUUGCAGCACAUAUUAAGACACUCACGGAAGAGAGACUGAUCCGAGCAUUGACUGAGUUCUCGGCUAACAAGCACCUGCGCAAGGACGCAUCCCUGAGACGACAGAUCGCACUUCAGAAGCAGAUCUUGAGUCAGCAGAGUGUCAUUGGCGACGACCUUGUCUCCCCAGAUCAGCAAAUGGAGGACACGCCCGAUGAAAUACCUGACGAGAUGACCGAAGACAUCUCUGAUCCAGUCGAAAGCCAGGAAAUUUUAGAGGACUCUGAAGAUUUUGUGGAAGAACCGCAGACGCCUCGUGUAUAA